This is a messenger RNA of Dermochelys coriacea (leatherback sea turtle), 2939 nucleotides long. RefSeq names its product solute carrier family 45 member 1 (gene SLC45A1). Gene Ontology annotation, biological process: transmembrane transport. Gene Ontology annotation, cellular component: membrane. The record is from RefSeq and is a predicted model, not a curated record. Gene Ontology annotation, molecular function: sucrose:proton symporter activity. NCBI's taxonomy places the organism in Eukaryota, Metazoa, Chordata, Testudines, Dermochelyidae. The transcript is spliced from 10 exons. Bases 548 to 2806 code for a protein of 752 amino acids.
UAUCUAAAAUGGAGGACUUGGUCAUGUGAUCAGGAGGGCAGUUGGAGUGUUUUCCCACCCUUUCCAACAAUCAGCAGUGGCCCAAGUAGUAAACAAGUUCCAGUUUUAACUGGAUUUUCCUGGGAAUUCUAUGGGGUUUCGCACUAUAGUCUAUAUAAGAGCGGCAGUUACCUCAGUUUGGGGCUGCCCAUCUGAGUGGCAGGUGCAUGCAAGUUUGCUUCCAUAGGUGAUCAAAACUCCGGACAAGUGCCAUCUGCAGCUAUUACUUACCAACCGCAGCAGUUAACAUCCAUCGUUGUCAUUCGCCUGUGAACACCCAGCUGUCAUCUCGUGAGUCUGCUGCUGUGUCAUCUGGAGCCAGUGAAAAGGACAAGUCAUCGAGGGAUCUCCUCAGAGUUCCUCUCUUGAGGCUCUGAACAAGCCAAAGGAUCGAGGUCCUGAGCAACCAUCAGAAGGGUGACAUUAUUUCCUAAGUUACCUUUAGGAUGGGAGCAGGAUCAGUGUCUGCUUGUUGGAAGGGGAAAGCUACCAUGUAGGAAUAUUCAAAAUGAUCCCUUCAGCUGCAGCAACCCCUCCCAGUGAUGUGCUUUUCCCCAGUCUGUCUUGUCAGGAAUUCUGGAGGUCCCAGAUCUCAGGCUUUUCCGGAUCUGUCACUCGCCACAUCAGUCAUCGUGCCAACAACUUUAAAAGACACCCAAAGAGGAGAAAACACAUCCGCCCUUCCCCUCCACCACCCCCAAAUACACCGUGCCCUAUUGAUCUGAUUGACUUUGGGGAUCUCCACCCUCAGAGAUCUUUCCUAGAACUGCUGUUUAAUGGAUGUAUUCUCUUUGGGAUUGAGUUCAGCUAUGCCAUGGAAACAGCCUAUGUGACUCCUGUGUUGCUUCAGAUGGGGCUGCCGGAUCAGUUGUAUGGAAUGGUGUGGUUUAUCAGCCCAGUACUAGGAUUCCUGCUGCAGCCUUUUCUGGGGGCCUGGAGUGACAGAUGCACAUCAAGAUUUGGCAGGAGGCGACCCUUCAUUCUGGUCCUGGCAAUAGGAGCAUUAUUGGGACUCUCACUUAUGCUGAAUGGAAGGGACAUUGGCAGCGCGUUGGCUGACACCGUGAAUAACCAUAAGUGGGGGAUCAUUCUCACAAUCUGUGGGGUUGUCCUAAUGGACUUUAGUGCAGAUUCAGCAGACAAUCCCAGUCAUGCCUAUAUGAUGGAUGUUUGUAGCCCAGUGGAUCAAGACAGGGGGCUUAACAUCCAUGCUUUGUUAGCAGGUCUUGGAGGUGGCUUUGGUUAUGUUGUUGGAGGAAUAAAUUGGGAUAAAAACAGUUUUGGAAGAGCUGUGGGAGGGCAGCUCCGUGUCAUCUAUGUCUUCACAGCAAUAAUAUUGACUAUCACUACUGUCUUGACUCUAAUUAGCAUUCCAGAAAGACCACUGCAGUCUUUCAGCAAGAAGAAAAAAGUGAUGAAGAGUCCAAGUCUUCCUCUUCCUCCUUCUCCACCUCUUUUGUUUGAGGAAGGUGUAAAUGAAAACCUCAGUUCUCGUAACUCACAUGAUUUAUAUGCAAGUUUUACAAGUCCAAUUUCCCCUCUCAGUCCACUCACACCUAAAUAUGGCAGUUUUAACAGCAGAGACAACUCCUUGACAGGAAUUAAUGAAUUUGCAUCAUCAUUUGGGACCUCAAAUAUUGACAGCGUGCUCAUAGACUGCUUCACAGGAGGGUAUGAUGGCUAUUUAGCAAUCCCAGCUAGCUUGCCCAGACAGGCAAUCAGUGUCAGCUUUCCCAGGGUGCCAGAGGACUUUUACUGUCAAGAAAAUGGAAUCCUGGACCAAGGGGAGAAUUCUGUAAAUCCAGGGCCAGGUGGAGAUGCACUAAGGGUGGGUUCACUGGAUGCAAUAAAGCCACGAUCAAUAGGGAUUCUGAAAAGGCCUCAGACCUUGGCCAUUCCAGAUGUUGUAACAGGAUAUUGUCCAGAAAGUAGCAGGAGAAGAAACGUAACCUUCAGCCAACAGGUUGCUAAUAUUUUGCUGAAUGGUGUGAAGUAUGAGAGUGAGUUGAAUGGAUCAGGUGAGAUGUCUGAGCAAUCACUUUCCAUGAAACUUCUUUGUUCAACCAUCUGCCACAUGCCCAAGACUCUGCGUAACCUCUGCAUCAACCACUUCCUAGGUUGGCUCUCGUUUGAGGGAAUGUUGCUGUUCUACACAGACUUCAUGGGAGAAGUGGUGUUUCAAGGCAAUCCUAAAGCCCCUCACAACUCUGAUGAAUAUCAAAAAUACAAUGCUGGGGUCACCAUGGGGUGUUGGGGAAUGUGUAUCUAUGCAUUCAGUGCUGCAUUCUAUUCAGCUGCACUAGAAAAGCUGGAAGAAUACUUCAGUAUUCGCACUCUGUAUUUCAUAGCAUACCUUGCUUUUGGACUUGGUACAGGCCUGGCUACACUCUCCAGAAAUAUCUAUGUGGUUUUAUCUUUAUGCAUAACUUAUGGUAUUUUGUUUUCAACACUCUGCACACUCCCUUAUUCUCUGUUGUGUGAUUACUACCAGAGUAAAAAGUUCGCAGGAUCGACUAUCGAUGGUACCAAGAGGGGGAUGGGCGUGGAUAUCUCUCUUCUGAGCUGCCAGUAUUUCCUAGCUCAGCUUCUUGUUUCUAUAGUGAUGGGACCCAUAACUUCCAUGGUGGGCAGCGCUAACGGGGUGAUGUAUUUUGCCAGCCUCGUCUCUUUCAUUGGCUGCUUGUUUUCCUCCCUGUGUGUCAUAUAUGAGAUUCCAGCCAACGAGGAGAUGGCUGAGGAGCAGCAGCCGUUGGUGCUGAGCGCGUGACGGGGCCCCAGCUCCGCAGUGCGGGAUCUCUGGGGCGGCUCGAUCAGCCGGCGGAGAGGGGCUGGCGUCGGCCGGGGAAGAGGCACCAAUCCGUACGAGGCCCGCUGGAUGCUACAAUAAAAGCGAUUCAGAC